AUGGCUAAGGCCAUUCCAAUUGUCAUGCCUAAUACAAACCACCGACUUUGCACAUGGCAUUUGAUGCAAAAUGCUGUGAAGCAUGUAAGUUCUCUUUUUAGAGAUGUAGGGGUGAAGGGUGUGUUUUCAAAAUUUAUACAUCAAAUUGAUGAUGAAGAAGAAUUCAAAAUACAACGGGACCAAAUGCUUGAUAGGUAUGAUGCACGCAACAAUCAUUGGUUGGAGCAAACUUUUGGUGUGAAAGAGAAAUGGGAAUGGCCAUAUAUUAUAAAUUCUUGGGCAGCUGGAAUGAGUACUACCCAACUAAGUGAAUCAUUCAAUGCAUUUUUGAAGGAUUAUCUCAAUUGUGAUCAUAACUUGAUAGAAUUUUUCAUGCAUUUUGAGAGGGUGCUCUAUGACAAAAGGUAUAAAGAAUUGGAAUCCGAGUAUAAUUUGUCCCAAAAAUUGCCAAGGGUUUCCAUUCCAACUUUGAUGUUAACGCAAAUGGCAGAUAUUUACACCAAAACAAUUUUUGAGGAAUUCCAAAAUGAGUACGUGCAGUCCAUUGAAGCGUCCAUUGUAGGCACUAUUAAUGAUGGUGAGAGUACCAUAUUCACAAUUCAAAUGGACAUAGAUUGA
This is a messenger RNA of Camellia sinensis, 618 nucleotides long. Its product is annotated as protein FAR1-RELATED SEQUENCE 5-like. Gene Ontology annotation, biological process: regulation of DNA-templated transcription. The record is from RefSeq and is a predicted model, not a curated record. Lineage: Eukaryota; Viridiplantae; Streptophyta; Magnoliopsida; Ericales; Theaceae.